This is a messenger RNA of Bicyclus anynana (squinting bush brown), 2239 nucleotides long. RefSeq names its product glucose dehydrogenase [FAD, quinone]-like. Bases 170 to 2089 code for a protein of 639 amino acids. Gene Ontology annotation, molecular function: flavin adenine dinucleotide binding; oxidoreductase activity, acting on CH-OH group of donors. NCBI's taxonomy places the organism in Eukaryota, Metazoa, Arthropoda, Insecta, Lepidoptera, Nymphalidae. The transcript is spliced from 3 exons. The record is from RefSeq and is a predicted model, not a curated record.
GUGGUUCAGGUAAAUUUAUUAAUGUAAUGUAAUUUAAAAUGGUCAAAUUACUGAAAAAGACAGAAACUUAGCGAGUGUUGAUUAUUUUGCUAGAGUUUUCAAAAUACUAAUGAAAAUAAGAAAAAGGAAACAAUCUAUGACGUCACAUAAAUGAAUGUAAUAUGACUGAAUGGCGGAUAACAUAACGGAAGACCUUUGCAAGAUAUGUGAUGGCAGAAUAGAAUGUGCACCUACAGCGAUUCUUCUAAUAUCUCUCGUCCAUGCUCUGUACGGACACAUCGGUGAAGGACCUGAUUACUUUGGAAAUAACCAACAGGAACUUAUCAAAUCACAAUAUAAAGCUAAAGGUAUUGGUUAUAAUCGACCUCAAUCACAACAUAAAACUAAAGGUUAUACCAGACCUCAAACAUCCAAAUACAGAUAUCUUGAAGAAGAAGAUAGAGAAAAUGAAGAUUUUGAUAUGGAAUACGACUUUAUUGUCGUUGGUGGAGGGACAGCAGGGUGUGUGGUUGCUAGUCGAUUGUCCGAAAACAGAAAAUGGAAUGUGUUGCUCAUAGAGGCUGGUCCUGAAGAACCGAAAAUGGCUUUAAUUCCUGGACUUACAAGUGAAUUCAAGGGUUCGUCUUUAGAUUGGCAGUAUUCAAUGAGGCCAAAAAAGGGAUUCUGUCAAAAUCAAGGCUCCAGAGGUUGUGAAGUCGUACAAGGUAGAGUUCUUGGGGGAACAUCCACAAUAAACGAAAUGGCGUACAUGAGAGGAAAUCCCGCGGAUUACGACGAAUGGGCCCUUAAUGGCAAUGAAGGGUGGAGCUUCAGUAAAGUGCUACCUUAUUUUAAGUAUUCUGAAGGGAAUUACGAUAAGGACAUUUCAAAAAAUAAAUUCUAUCACUCUACACAAGGGCCUCUCGACGUUGGACGAUAUCCUUAUGUUGAUGAAAAUGUGGAUAUUUUGCUAAGUGCGUUCAAUGAACUCGGAUAUAACUAUACAGACAUCAAUGGAAGGAAACAACUUGGCUUUAUGAGGGUGCAAACUUUUUCGUAUUAUGGAGAAAGAGUCAGUGCAUAUACAGCCUUUAUUGACCCUAUUAGAAAGUUAAGAAGUAACAUUGAUAUAAUAACGCAGGCUUUUGUCACUAAAAUAUUAAUAGAAGAGAGAAGAGAUGUUCUUCGCGCCGCUGGCGUAGUAUUUCUUAAAGAUGGUACAACAAAAACGGUAAAAGCUUCUAAAGAAGUAAUCCUAAGCGCUGGUGCGAUAAAUUCACCGAAAAUAUUAAUGCAAUCUGGUAUUGGACCAAGUGAAUACUUGGAAUAUUUAGGUAUUAAAGUGUUUUCCAAUUUACCUGUCGGUGGAAAUUUUCAAGAUCAUUUAUCGGUAUGCCUUCCAGUUAUAAAACUAACUAAAACUGCGACUACUGCUAAGUUUCCACAAAAAAUAAAUGAUAUAACAACCUUUUAUUCUAAGGGUACUGGUCCACUUUCAGCAAAUUUCCAAGUCGUUGCGUUUUAUGAAUCAAGUAUAUCCGACAUUCUUGGUACACCUGAUAUAGAGUUUAGAUUUAAGGGGCACUAUUCAAAUAUGUAUUACGACAGAAUAGAUGUCUGUACUUCUCUAUUGACACCUAAAAGUAGAGGCCAAAUUGUUUUAAACGCCUCAGAUCCCAUAUUUGGAUCUCCUUUGAUUUAUCCUAAUUUCCUUAAAAAUCCUACAGAUGAAAAGAAAAUACUAGAAGGUUUAAAGGAGGUAGUUAAAUUGUUUGACACAGAGGGAUUCAAGGACGCCAAGUAUGAAUUUGAUCCACGACCAAUAUUAAAUAAUGAGUGUAGAUCACAUGAUCGUGUAUCAGAAUCAUUUUGGGCUUGUAUAAUAAGACAAUUUUCAGCUCCUCUGCACAAUUAUGUCGGAACUUGUAAAAUGGGACCUUCUACCGAUCCCGAGGCCAUAGUUGACAGUAGUUUAAGAGUAUACGGCAUUGUUAAUUUAAGAGUAGUUGAUGCUUCAAUAAUGCCAACAAUACCAAGAGGAUCAACAGCAGCACCUGUGAUAAUGAUUGCUGAAAAAGCGAGUGACUUAAUAAAAACCACUUGGUAUUAAAAUUAGCUUUAUUAUUUAAUUGACUUAAACUGAUUGUACAUAAUACUAGUAGUUAUACUUACUUACUAUAGGAAAUUUCCUUUGUUUUCUUUCCAGUCUUUAUUCAUAAUUUUGCUGCCCUUCUCUGCAAUCAUUACUGUAGGAGCGAAU